This is a messenger RNA of Choloepus didactylus (southern two-toed sloth), 1602 nucleotides long. It is a transcript of the gene MILR1, whose product is annotated as mast cell immunoglobulin like receptor 1. Gene Ontology annotation, molecular function: transmembrane signaling receptor activity. The transcript has 10 exons. The record is from RefSeq and is a predicted model, not a curated record. Gene Ontology annotation, biological process: cell surface receptor signaling pathway. Bases 170 to 1198 code for a protein of 342 amino acids. NCBI's taxonomy places the organism in Eukaryota, Metazoa, Chordata, Mammalia, Pilosa, Megalonychidae.
CUCGUAGGGGAACAGAGGUUGGUCAGACCAACCAGUCAUACUGUGCAAAGCUCGUCCAGACCCCCCAGUUUCCUUAACUCAUCCAAGAAAAGGAGAAGUUCUUUAAAGGCCUCACCACAGUCGUGCCACCACAUCUCCUUUGCCCUCUUCUCUGAUUGCAACAGGGAGGAUGUGGAGCCAUUUGAAGAAACUAUUCUUUUGGGGCAUUUUUUCCUUUGUCACAUUUCAAAAAGCUGCACUGGAUUGUAAGACAAAAACAAACGAUUUCCCGUCACCGCAUUUGUGCUCAAAAACCAGCGAGGUCAGAAAGGGUCAAAAUGUAUCUCUGGUUUGCUUCGUUGAUAACACAUCACUGAAUAUCACCUACUCCUUGUUUCGGGCUGGGAAACACCUGGGAACCCAGGAUGGGAAAGGUGGAUCCAAGAGUUUUUCCCUAAGGAUCUCAGAAGCCCAUGAUUUGGGACCCUACAAAUGCAAAGCCGAAGUUUCCGAGUGUAUAAAAUAUAGUCAUGAAUUCAACUUCACGUCUUUAGAGCCGGUGGACACCCCUGAGCUGGAAAUCAACGUCAUUCAAACAGGAACGAACCAACAUAUAACACUACGCUGCAUCUCACGCAUGGGCUCGCUGCCCAUCAGUUAUACUUUCUUUGAAAAAAAUGUCACCGUAUCACCAGUUAUUUCCAAGGACGUAAGGGUGCAUGCCGAAUUUAACCUCACCAGGAAGAGCACUGGAGAUGUGGAAGAGUACAGGUGUGAAGCUAAAAACAAAUUUUCCAACACUGCAAAAUACAGCCAGCCCGUCCCCAUGCCCUUACCAGGUAGAGACAGCUGUCCCUUCUGCCUGCAGCUGCUGCUUCCAGGGUUAUUCUUGGUGCUGAUAGCAAUGACCCUAAUUCUGGCAUUUUGGAUACUACCCAAAUACAAAGCAAGAAAAACUAUGAGAGGUCAAGUACCCAAGGACUGUGGAGAGACACCCAUGGAAGCUGGAGAAUAUGCAAAUAUCUGUACAAAUCAAAAAGGUGAGAGAUCUGUGCCAGGCUUGGAACCAAGGCAGUGCGUUUCCAUGGCCCGAGAUGGGAAUGACCACUCCUGGGAAAUACAUUACGCCUCCCCCAUGUUUGGAAAGGUGACACCGGGAGCACAAGAAGCCUGUAAUGAUGAUAAAACUGGAUAUGUAUAUUCUGAACUCAUCCUCUGAAAUAUAAAGACACAAACUACAUCUCAGAUUUUCUUACAGUCUGGGGACCAGAAAACUGCUGCUGCUGCUGUUGCUGUUACCGUCGUUGCCUCUGCCAUGGUGGCCUCACAUCCAGAAAUGAAACCAGAUUGAGGAAUGCAGAGCUCUGCACGGCAGACAUGUACUUGACAGCCACAACAUCACAUCUUGCAACUGCAAAUCCCAUGCAUGUGCAUCUAAUUGGUGGAAGAUAUCCACAUCCAUAACCCUGGCUUCAUUUGGGAAUUGUAAUUUUUUUUUAAGUUUGUGACUCCAUCAAAGAGGAGGGUUAUAAUGUGGUGUAAGAGAGCCAAUCACAAUAUCUACCUUACUAGCCAAAACAUCUAAUCAAGAGUGAGGUUGAUAUAAAGAAAUUUUAAGAGAAA